AUGUCUUCAUACUCCACCGUUAAAGCUGCCAACUGGAGAUUCGUUGAGUUGGGUCGUGUUGUCUUGAUCGACAACAAGGACUUGGCCACCGUUGUUGAAAUCAUCGACCAAAAGAGAGUCUUGAUUGACGGUCCAAAGAUUCAAAGACAAGCCAUCGCUUUGGCCAAGGUUGUCUUGACUCCUAUUGUCUUGCCAAACUUGCCAAGAGGUGCCAGAACCGCUACCGUUCACAAGAAGUGGGCUGCUGCUGAAAUCGACUCCAAGUGGGCUGCUACCUCUUGGGCUAAGAAGUUGGCUGCCAAGGAAAGAAGAUCCCAAUUGACCGACUUCGAAAGAUUCCAAGUUUUGGUGUUGAAGAAGCAAAGAAGAUUCGCUGUUAGAAAGGCUGUCGCCAAGGCCUAA
[Candida] anglica is the source of this 402-nucleotide messenger RNA. NCBI's taxonomy places the organism in Eukaryota, Fungi, Ascomycota, Pichiomycetes, Serinales, Debaryomycetaceae. The record is from the annotation of a GenBank genome assembly.